AUGCUUGUGCGUUCCUUCUGGCGUGUGUUUGUGCUCUCCGACUUGAACGUCCAGUGCGUCCAGGUGCGCCACGUGGUCGUGCCCCAGCUCUUCAUGGUCCACCGUCACCACUUUGACCUCGCCGAGACCGAGACUGAGCAGAAGCUUCUCAAACCCGGCAAAGUCCAGUCGACCGCGAGAGCCGUGACGAGCGAACAGCUGCUGGAUGUAGAAGUGCUGCUCCUGCUCCAGGGAGGCGCCGGCAGGUGUCUGUGCGCCGCGGGAGCCGUUAUGGUGAUGGUGGUGAUCGUGUUCAGAAUAUUGACGUCCUCCCGCCUCGACACUUUCACCGUCGCCGCCGCUGAGGCGUGUGGAACAUCGCCGUUUUCCUCCGAAAGCAGCAGGAAGUCUGGAACCUGCUCCAAAACUGCGGACUCUGAAACUGCGGACUCUGAGUUGGUGGGGGUGGGUGGUGUGUGGGGGGAGGGUGGUGGUUGUGUGGUUGUGGGUGUUGGUUGUGAUUGUGUGGGUGGUGUGUUGGGGGGGGGGGGGGGGUUUGUGGGGGGGGGGGGGUGGGGUGGGGUGUUGGUUGGGGUGGGGGGGGGUGGGUGUGGUUUGGGGGGGGGGGUGGGUGGGGGGGGGGGUUGUGUGGUGGUGGUGGGUGGGGGGGGGGGGGGGUGGGGGGGGGUUUUUGUGGGGAUGUGUGGGGUUUGGUUGUUGGGGGGGGGGGGGUGUGGUGUGUGGGUGUUGGGUUUUUUUUGUUUUGGGUGGGUGGUGUGGGUGGGGGUUUGGGGGUGUUUGGGUUUGGGUGUGUGGGGGGUGUGGGGUUGGGUUUGGGGGGGGGGUGGUUGGGGGUGGGUGGGUUGUGUGUGUGUGGGUGUUGGGGGGGGGGGGGGGGGUUGGUGUGUGGGGUUGGGGGGGUGGGGGGGGGGUUUGUGGUUGUUGGGUGUGUUGGUGGGGGGUGUUGGGGUGGGGGUUGGGGGUGGGUGGGGGUUGUGGGUGGGGUGGGGGGGGGGGGUGUUGUGUGUGGUGUUGGGUGUGUUGGUUUUUUUGUGGGGGGGUGUGGGUUGUUGGGGGUGUUGUGGGGGUGGGUGGUGGUGUGGUGUUGGGGGGUGGGGGGGGGGGGUUUGUGGUGGGUGGGUGGGGGGUUGGUUGGGUGGGGGGGGGUGUGUGGUUUGGGGGGGGGGGUGGGGGGGGUGGGGGGGGUUGGGGGUUUGGGGGGUGGUGUUGUGGUUGGUGUGUGUUGGGGGGGUUGGGGUGUGGGUGUGUUUGGGGUGGUUUGUGUGGGUGGUGUGGUGGGGGGGUUGGUGGGGGUUGUGUGGUGGUGGGGGUGUGGUGGUGGGGGUGGUGGGGGUGGUGGGGGUGUGUGGGUUGGUGGGGGUGGUUUGGGGGUGGGGGGGGUUGUGGUGGGGGUGUUUUUGGUGGGGUGGGGGGGGGGGGGGGGGGGGGGGGGGUUGGUGGGGGUGGGUUGUUGGUGUUGGGGUUUGUGGGGGGGGGGGUGGGAGGGGGGGGGGGGGGGGGGUGGGGGGGGUUUGGGGGUGGGUGUUGGGUGGGGUUGGUGUGGGUGGGGGUGGGGGGGGGGGGGGUGGUGUGGGGUGGUUGUGGGGGUGGUUGUUUUUUUGUUUGGGGGGGGGGGGGGGGGGGGGGGGGGGGGGGGGGGGGGGGUUGUGUUGGGGGGGUGUGGUGUGUUGGUGGGGGGGUGGUGGGGGGGGGUUGUGGGGGGGGGGGGGGGGGGGGGGGGGGGGUUGGGGUGUUUGGUGGUGUGGGUGGGGUGUGGGGGGUGGGGGUGGGGGGGGUGGGGUGUGUGUGUGUGGGGGGGUGGGGGGUUGUGGGGUGGGGGGUGGGUGGGGUGUGAUUGUGGGGUGGGGGGGGGUGGGGGGGGGGGGGGGGGGUUGGGUUGGGGGUGGGGGGGGGGUGUGGUGUGUUGGGUGUUUGUUGGGUGGUGGGUUGGGGGGGGGUGUGGUGGGUUUGUUGGGGGGGGGGGGGGGGUUUGGUUUGUUUGUGGGGGGGGGGGGUUUGGUGGUGGGUGUUUGUUUGGGUGGGGGUGUGGGGUGGUGGUGGUUGUGUGUGGGUGGGGUGUUUGGGUGUGUGUGGGUGUGUGGGGGGUGUUGGUUGGUGGUGGUGGGUUUGGUGGGGUGUGUGGGGGUUGGGGGUGUGGGUUGGUGUGUUUUUGGUGGGGGGUGGGUUUGUUUUUGUGGGGGGUGGGUUGGGGGGGUGUGGGGGGGGGGGUGGGGGGGGUGGGUGGGGGGGGGGGGUGGGGGGGUUGGGUGGGGGGUGUGGUUGGUGGGUGGGGGGGGGGGGUGGGUGGGUGGGGGGGGGGGGGGGUGGAGGGGGGGUGGUGGGGGGGGGGGGGGUGGGGGGUUGGGGGGGUGUUGUGGUUGUGGUGGUGUGUGGGUUGUGGUUGGUGGGUGUUGGUUGGUGUUGUUUGUUUGGUGGGGGGUGGUGUUGUGUUGGUGGUUUUGUGGUUGGUGGUGUGUGGUUGUGGUUUUGUGGUUGGUGUGUUGGUUGGUGGUGUUGUGGGUUUGGUUGGUGUGUGUGUUGGUGGUGUUUGUGGUUGGUGGUUUGUGUGUGGGUGGUGUUGUUGGGUGUUGUUGUGGUUGGGUGGUGUUGUGUUGGUGGGUGUUUGGUUGGGUGUUUUUGUGGUUUGGGGUGGUGUUGUGGUUUGGUGGUUUUUUGAGUUGGUGGUGUGUGGUUGGUGUGUUUUGUGUUGGAUUUGUUGUAUGGGUUUGGGGGUUUGUGUGUUGGGGGGUUGGGGGGGGGUGGGGGUUGGUUGGGUGGGGGGUGGUUGGUGGGGGUUGUGUUGGGGGGGUGGGUGGGGUGUGUGUGGGGGGGGUUGGUGGGGGGGGGGGUGUUGGGGUUUUGGUGGUGUGGGUUGUGGUGUUUGGGUUGUGGUGGUGGUGUGGGUGUUGUGGGUGUGUGGGGGUGUGGUGUGGUUGGUGUGUGUGGGUGGGAGGUGUGGUUGGGUGGGGGGGGUUGGGGGGGGGGUUGUGGUGUUUUGGUGUGUGUGUUUUGUGGUGUGUUGUGUGGUGGGUGUGGGGUUGUGUGUGGUGUGUGUGUGGUGUUGUGUGUUUGUUGGUGGGGUGUGUGGUGUGUGUGUGUGGUGUGUGUGUGUGUGGGUGUGUGUGGUGUGGGGUGUGGUGUUGUGUGGUUUGUUGUGGGGGUGUGUGUUGGUGUGUGCGGGUUUUGUGGGUGUGUGUGGGUGUGUGUUGUGUGUGUGUGUGUUGUGGGUUGUGUUGGUGUUGUGUGGGUUGUUGUGUUGUUGUGUGGUGUGUUGGUUGUGUGUGGGUGUGUGUGGUGUGUUGGUGUUGUGUGUGUUGUGGUGUGUUGUGUGUUGUGUGUGUGUGUGGUGUGUUGUUGUGUGUGGUUUGUUGUGUGUGUUGUGUGUGUGGGGUUUUUUGUGUUUUGGGUGGUUGGUUGGGGGUGUUUGGGGGGGUGUUUGUGGGUGGGUUGGGUGUUGGGUUUUGGUUGGUGUUUGGGGUGGGUUGGGGGUGUGGGGGGGUUGUGGGUGGGGUGGGGGUGGUUUGGGGGGGGGGGUUGGGGGUGGUGGGGGGGGGUGUGGGGGUGUUUGGGGGUGGGUGUUGGGGUUUGGGUGGUGGUGGUGGGGGUGGUGGUUGUGGUGGUGGGGGGUGGGGGGGGGGGGGGGUUGUUUGGGGGGUGGGGUGUUGGUGUGUGGGGGUUUGUUGGGUGGGGGGUGUGGGGGGGGUGGGGGGGGGUGGGUUUGUGGGGGGGUUGGGGGGGGGGGGGGUGUUGGGGGGUGGGGGGGGGUGUGGGGGUUUUGGUUUUGUGUUGGGGGGGUUGGGGAUUGGGGUUUUUGGUUGUGUUUUGUGGUGUGGUGUGGGGGGGGGGUUGGGGGUGUGGGGUGGGUUUUUGGUGGUUUGGUUGUUGUUUGGAUGGGGGGUUGGGGGGGGGGGGGGGGGGGGUUGGGUGUGGGGGUGGGGGUGGUGGGGGGAUGGGGUGUGUUGGUUGGGAUGGGUGGUGGGUUGGUGUUGUAGUUGUUGUUUUGUGUGUGUGGUUUGGUUGGGUUGGUGGGGUGGGGUGGUGGUGUUGUGUUGGUUUUGGGUGGUUGGUGGUUGUGGGUGUUGGGUGGUGGGUGGGGGGGUGGGGGUGUGUUUGGGGGGAUGGUGUUGUGGGGUUUUUGUUGGGUGUGGGUUGGGUGUGGGGGUUUUGGUUUGGGGGUGGUGGGGGGGGGGGGUGGAGUUUGGGGGUGGGUGGGGGUUUGUUUGGGGGGGGGGGGGUGUGGUGGGGGUGUUUGGUUGUGUGUUUGGGGGGGUAUGUGGGGGGGGGAAGGUGGUUUUUGGAUGUUGUGGGGGUGUUGUGUGUUGUGGGAAGGUGUGUUGGGGGUGUGGUGUUGUGGGUUGGGGGGUUGUUGUGGAAUUGUUGGUUGGUUGUUUGGGGGUGGGGGGGGGGGGGUUGUGUUGGGUUUUGUGGGGUGGUUGUGGUUGGGGGGGGGGGGGUGGUUGGGGAUGGGGUGGGGGGUUGUUGUGGGUGUGGGUGGGGGGGGAGGUGUGGGGGGUGGUGGUGGAGGGGGGGGUGGGUGGGAUGAGAGGUUUGGGGGGGUUGGGGGGUUUUGUGGGUGGUGUGGGUUUGGUUGUGGUGGGGGUGUAUGUGAAGGUUGGUGGUGGUGGGGGGGUUGUUUUUGGUGUGUUUUGGGGGGGGAUUGGGGUUGUGGGGUGUGUGGGUGGUGGGGGUGGGGGGUGUUGGGGUGUUUGGUUGUUUGGUGGUUGUGAGUGUUUAGUUAGUGGUUGGUGGUUGGGGUUUUGGGUGUUUGGGGGGGGGGGGUGGGUUUUUUGUGUGAUUUUUGUUUGUUUGAGGUGUGGUUGUAUGUGGGGGGGGGGGGGGGGUGGUGUUUGUGUUGGUGUUGGGGGGGUGUGGGUUGGGGGGUGUGGGUUGGUGGGAUGGGGGUUUGUGGGUUUUAUGGGGGGGGGGGGGUUGUGGUGGGUUGUUGUGGUUGUUUGGUGGGUGUGGGGUGUUGUUGUGGUGGUGGUGGGGGGGGGUGGGGGUUUGGGUGGUGGGUUGUUGUGGGGUUGGUUUGUGGGUGUUGGUUUGUGGUUGUGGGGGUGGGGGUGGGUGUUUUGUGGUUGGGGGGGUGGGGGUUUGUGGGGGGUGUUUGUUGGUUGGUUGGGUGGGGGGGGGGUGGGGGGGGGGGGGGGUGUGGGGUGGUUGUUUGGUUGUAGUUUGGUUGGGGGUGUUUGUUGUGUUUGUGUGGGUUGGUGUUGGUGGUGUGGGGGGGGGGUGUUGUGUUGGGUUGUUUUGGUUGGGGGUUGGUGUGGGGUGGGGUGGGGUGUGGUUGAUGGGGUGUUGGGGGGGGGGUUUGUGGGGGUUGGGGGGUUGUGGUGUGGGUUGGGGGGGGGUGGGUUGGGUGUUGGUGUUGGUGUUUGUGGGGGGUGGGUGUGGGGGUGUUUGUGGGGGGGGGGGGGGGGGGUUGGGUGGGGUGUUGGGGGGGUGGGGGUGGGUGGGGUUGGGGGGUUGGGUGUGGUUGGGUUGGGUGGUGGGUUUUUUUUUGUGUUUGAGGUGUUGUGUUUGGUUGGUUUGUGGGGGGGGGGUGGGUGGUUGUUUGGGUUGUUUUGGUGGGGGUGGGUGUGUUGUAUGGGUGGUGGGGUGUGGGGGGGGGGGGGUGGGUGGGUGGUUGUGUUGUUUGGUGGUUGUUGUGGGGGGGGUUGGGUGUUGGAGUGGUGGGGUUGGGGUGGGUGGGGGGGGUUGGGUGGGGGGGUGGGGUGGGGUGUUUGUUUGGGGUGGGGGGUUGGGGGGGGUGGGGGGGGGGGUGGGGGGGGGGGGGUUUUUGGGGUUGUGGGGGGGGGGGGGUGUGUGGGGUGGGGGGUUUGUGUGGGUGUUUGGGGGGGUGGUGGUGGGUUGUGUUUGGGUGGUUGUGUUUUUGGGGGGGUUGUUUUGGUGGGGGGUUGGGGGGGUGGUUGUGUGGUUGUGUUUGGGGGGGGGUGGGGUGGGGGGGGGUGGUGUUUGGGGUGGGGGGGUGUGUGGUGGGGGGUGGGGGGUUGGGUGUUGGGUGGUGGUGGUGUUGGGGGUGUGUGUUGUUGUUGUUUUGUUGUUGUGGGGGUUUGUGUUGGGGUUGGGGUGGUGUGGGGUGGGGGGUGGGGUGGGGGGGGGUGUGUGGGUUGGUGGGGGUGGGGGGGGGGGGUUGGGGUGGGGGGGGUGGGGUGGGGGGGGGGUGGGGGGGGUUUGGGGGGGGUGGGGGGUGGUGGUUUGGGUGGUUUUGGUGUGUUUGUUGGGGUGGGGGUGGGUGGGUGGGGGUUGGGGGUGGGGGUGGUGGUGGGGGGUUGGGGGGGGGGUUUUUUGGUGGGUGUUUUUGUGUUUUGUUUUUGGGGUUGGGUGUGUUUGUGGUUGUUGUGUUGGGGUGUGGUGGGUUGGGUUUGUUGUGUGGGGUGGUUGGGGGGUUUGGUUUGGUUGUGUGGGGUUUGGGGGGGGGGGUGGUGUUGGUUGUUUGUGUGUUUUGGGUUUGUGUGUUUGGUGUUGGGGGGGGGUUUGGGGGGGGGGGUUUUUUUUUUUUUUUUUUUGGGGGGGGGUUGGUUGGGUUGUGGGUUGUGUGGGGAGUGUGGUGGUUGGUUGUUGUGGUUGGGAGGUUGUUGUGGUGUUGUGGUGGUGAGUGUGUGGGUGGGUUGUGUGGGGGGGGGGGGGGGGGUUGUGUUUGGGGGUGUUGGGUGUGUGGGUUGGUGGGUGUUGGGUGUGUGGUGGGGGGGGGGUUGGGGGGGGUGGGGUUGUUUGGGGGGGGUUGGGGGGGUGGGGGGUGGGGGUUGGGGGGUUGGGGGGUUGGGGUGGUUUGGUUGGGGGUUGGUUGGUGGUGGGUGGGGGGUUGGGGGUUGGGGGUUGGGGUUGGGGGGUUGGGGGUUGGGGGGUUGGGGGUUGGGGGUAGGGUGGUUGGUGGUUGGGGGUUGGGGGUUGGGGGGUUGGGGGGUUGGGGGUGUUGGGGGUGGGGGUUGGGUGGUUGGGGGUUGGGGGGUUUGGUGGGUUGGGGGUUGGGGGUUGGGGGGGUGGGGUGUUUUUGGGUUGUGGGGUUGGGGGGGGUUGGGGGGUAGGGGGUGUGUUGGGUGGUGUGUGGUUUGGGUUGUGUGUGGUGUUUUGGUUGUGGUUGGUUGUUUGUUGUUGUGGGGUUGGUUGUGUGGGUGGGUGUUGGGGUUGUUGGGGUUAGAUUUGGGGUGGUUUUUGUGUGGGUGUGGUUUUGUGUUGGUGGGGGGGGGGGGGGUUUGUGGGGUGGGUGUGGUGUGGUUGUGGGGUGGGGGGGUGUGUGGGGGGUGGGUUGGUGUGGGGUGGGUGGGUGUGUGGGUUGGUGGUGUUGUGUGGUGGGGUUUGGUUGGGGUUUUGGUGGGUGGGUUUGUGUGGUUUGGUGGGGGUGUGGUUGUGUGGUGGGUUUGGUGUGGGGUUUGGUGUGGGGUUUGGUUGGUGGUUGGUGGUGGGGUUGGUGGGUGGGUUUGUGUGGGGUUUUGUGGGGUGGGUUUGUUGUGGGGGUUUUGGUGGGUGGGGGUUGGGUGGUGGGGUUUGGUGGGUGGGGUUUGGUUGGAGGGGUUUGGUGGGUGGGUUUGGUGGGUGGGGGUUUUGGUGGGUGGGGGGUUGGUGUGUUGUGUGGGGGUGGUGUUUUGUGGUGGGGGGGGUUGGGUGGGGGGGGGGGGGGGGGGUGGUUGGGGGGAGGUGGGGUGGGGGGUGGGGGGUGGGGGUUUUUGGGGGUGGUGGGUGGGGGUGGGGGGGGUGGUGGGUGGUGUGGGUUUGGGGGUGUUUGGGGGGGGGUGGGUGGUGUGGGUUGGGGGGGGGGUGUGGGGGGGGUUGGGGUUGUUGGGGUGUGUUGGUUGUGUGGGGUUGUUUUUUGGGUUUGGGGGGGGGGUUGGGUGGUGGGUGGGUGGGUUGUGUGGUUUGGGGGGGGGUGUUUGGGUUUGGGGGGUUUUGGGGGUGGGGUGGGGGUGGUUGGUGGGGGGUUGGUGGGGGGGUUGUGGGGGGGGGGGUGUUGGUGGGUGUGGUGGGGGGUGUGGGGUUGGGGGGUUGUGUUUUGGGGGGUGUUGGGGUGGGGGGGGGGUUUUGGGGGGGGUUGGGUGGGUGUUGGGGGGGGUGGUGGUGGGGGGGGGUGUGGGGGGGGGGGGGGGGGGUUUUGGGGGUGGGGGGGGUUGGGGGGGGUGGGGUUGGGGGGGUUGUGUGGGGGGGGGGGGGGUGGUGUGGGGGGGGUGGGGGGGUUGGGGGGGUUUGGGGGGUGGGGGGUGGGUUGUUGGGUGGGGGUGGGUUGGUGGGUGUGGGGGGUGGGGGUGUUGGGGUUGUUGGGUUGGUUUUGGGGGUGUGGUUGGUGUGGUGGUUUGUGUUGGGUGGGGGGGGGGGGGGGGGGGUUGGUUGGUGGUGGGGGUGUUUUUGGGGUUGGUGGUGUGGUGUUGUGUUUGGGGUGUGGUGUUGUUUGGGGGGGGGGGGGUGGGGGGGUGGGUUGUGGGGUUUUUUGGGGUUGUUUGGGGGGUGUGUGGUGGGGGGGGGGGGGGGGGGGGGGGGGUGGGUGGUGGUUGGGGGUGGGUGGGGGGGGGGGGGGGGGGGGGUGGGGGGGUGGGGGGGGGUGGGUGUGGGGGUUUUUGGUGGGUGGGUGUGGGUUGGGUUGGGGGUGGGGGUGGGGGGGUUGGGGGUUUGGGGGGGGGUUGGGGGGGGGUGUUGGGGGUGGGUGUUGGGGGGUUUGUUGGGGGUGUGGGUGGGGGGUUGGGGGUUGGGGUGGGGUGUGUUGUGGUUGGGGUGGGGGGGGGGGGGGUUGGGGGGGUUGGGGGGGUUUGUGGGGGUGGUGUGGUUGUGUGGGGGGUUGGGGGGGGGUGGGGGGGGGGUGUUUGUGGGGGGGGGUGGUGGUUUUUUUGUUGGUGUGGUGUGGUUGGGGGAGUGUGUGGGUUUUUGGUUUGGGUGUGUGUGUGGGUGGGUUGGGUUUUGAGGGGGGGGGGGGGGGGUGGGGGGGGGGUGGGGUGGGUGUGGGUGGGUGGGGGUGGGUUGGGGGGGGGGGGGGUGGUGGGUUGGUUUGGUGGGUUUAGGGGGGUGUUUGGUGGGGUGUGUGGGGGGGUUGGAGGGGGGGGUGUGGGGGGUGGUGGUGUUGUUUGGUGGGGGGUUGGGGGGUGGUGUGUGGGGGGGUUUGGGGUGGUUGUUUUGUUUGUGGGGUGUGGUGUUGGGUGUUUGUUGGUUGGGUGGUGUUGGGGGGGGGGGGGGGGUUUUUGGGGGGGUGGGUGGGUUUGGUGGGGUGGGGGGGUUGUGGUGUUGGGGGGGGGGGUGGGGGGGUGGGGGGUUGUUGGUGGUGUGGUGGGGGGGGGGGGGGGGUGGGGGGGGGUUGGUGGUGGUGGUGUGGGGUGGUGGUGGGGGGGGGGGGGGGUGGGUUGUGGGGUGGGGGUGGUUGGUUUUUGUUUGUUGGGGUGGGUGUGUGGUGGGGGGUGGUGGGGUGUGUUGGGUUUGGGUGUGUGGGGGGUGUGGGGGUGGUGUGGGGGUGGGUUGGGUGGUGGGUUGGUGUGUGUGUGGGGUGUGGGGGGGUGGGGGGGUUGGGGUGUUUUGGGUUUGUGUGGGGUGGGGGGGGGGUUGUGUGUUUUGGGUGGUGUGUUGGGUGGGGGGGGUUGGUGGGGGGUUUGGGGUGGUUGUGGGUUGUGGGUGGGGUGGGGGGGGGUGGUUGUGUGUGUGGUGUUGGUGGUUUGUUUGUGUUGUGUGGGGGGUGUUGGGUGGUUGAGGGGGGGGGGUGUUUGUGGUGUGGUGUGGGUGGGUGGUGUGGGGGGGGGGGGGGGGGGUUUUGUGGGGGGGGGUGGGGGGGGGUGGGGUUUGGUUUGGGGUGGGGGGGGUGGGAUUUGUGUUGGGUGUGGGGGGGUUGGGGGGGUGGUGGGGGGGGGGGUUGGGUUUGGGUUUGGUGUUGUGGAUGGUGUGUUGUUGGGGGGUUGGGGUGGUGGGGGUGUGUUGGUGGGUGUGUUGGUUGGGGGGUUUGGGUUUGGGUGGUGGGGGUGGUGGUGGGUUGUGUGGUGGGGGGGUGUGUGUGGGGGGGGGUGUGGGGUUGGUGGGGGUUGUGUGGGGUGUGGGGGGUGUGUUGGUGGGGGGUUGGUGGGGGGUGUUUUUGUGGGGUGGGGGGGGGGGGGGGGUGGGGGGGGGUUGGUGGGGGUGGGUGGGUGUGGGGGGUUUGUGGGGGGUGGGUGGGGGGGGGGGGGGGGGGGGUGGGGGGGGUUGGGGGGUGGGGGGUGGUUGGGGUGGUUGGUGUGGGGUGGGGUGGGGGGGGUGGGUGGGGGGGGUUGUGGGGUGGUUUGUUUGUUUUUUUGUUUGGGGGGGGGGGGGGUGGGGGGGGGGGGGGGGGGGUGUGGGGGGGGGGGGUGUGUGGUGGGUUUGUGUGUGUUUUUGGGGUGGUUGGGGGGGGGGGGUUUGUGGGGGGGGGGGGGUGGUGGGGGGGGGGGGGGGGGGUGGGGUGGUUUUGGGGGUUGUUAUUGUGUGGGUUUGGGGGGGGGGUGGGGGGGUGGUUGUGUGUGUGUGGGGGUGGUGUGGGUUUGGGGGUGGGGGGGGUGGGGUGGGUGUUUUGGGGUGUGGGGGGGGGGGUGGGGGGGGGGGGGGGGGUUGGUGUUGGUGGGGUUGGGUUUGGGUUUUUGGUGUUAG
Molecule: messenger RNA, 10545 nt
Organism: Knipowitschia caucasica
Lineage: Eukaryota; Metazoa; Chordata; Actinopteri; Gobiiformes; Gobiidae
Source: the annotation of a GenBank genome assembly